CCCCCGGCCGUCUUCGGGCCCCUCGGUUCCCUACGGCCGUCAGUCCGGGCGGGGGAGGGAGAAAGUGAGACUCGGUGUCAUCACCAUCCAUUGUCAGAACGGGAGGAAAUUGGAAUCCAGCAGCGGCGAGCAGCAGCUGGGCGGUCACAUCUGGGAAUGCAAAGCCGACCUCCCCCUCCUCCUCCUCCUCCACCUCCUCCUCCUCUCUCACCCGGGAUCACUUCCGAAACCACUUCGCCUUCAGCCCCUGCCUCGGCCAGAGGGAUUUAUUUAAUGGGGAUGUGUUCAAGGCAAGAGAGAAUUCAGAAGGAUAUCGACGUCGUGAUCCAGAAGUCCAGAGCCGAGAAAGACUGCCUGUUUGCAGAUUUCAGAUACUCAGACUCCACCUUUACUUUCACCUACGUUGGCGGCCCCAAAAGUGUAUCCUACUCAGUACACGUUUCAGAAGACUAUCCAGACAAUACAUAUGUGUCAAGUUCAGAAAAUGAUGAGGAUGUACUAGUCACUACAGACCCGAUUCCAGUCAUUUUCCAUAGAAUAGCAACAGAGUUAAGAAAAACAAAUGAUAUUAACUGUUGUUUGUCCAUAAGAUCUAAAUUACAAAAGGAAAAUGGGGAGUUUGACCACAGGAAUUCUCUUCUUUGUCAUUUGAAGGAGUCAAGGCAGAAUAGUACGGUGGAAGAAGACUCAGAGGGUGACAACGACUCUGAAGAAUUUUAUUAUGGAGGACAGGUGAACUACGACGGGGAGCUCCACAAGCACCCUCAGCUAGAAGCUGACCUGUCUGCAGUGAGAGAGCUCUACGGACCACACGCAGUUUCUCUCAGGGAAUAUGGAGCUAUCGAUGAUGUGGAUAUCGAUCUGCACAUUGAUGUCAGCUUUCUGGAUGAGGAGAUUGCUGUGGCCUGGGAAGUGAUUCGCACAGAACCCAUCAUUGUUCGACUCCACUGUUCUCUUACACAGUAUUUAAAUGGCCCAGUGCCCACGGUUGAUGUCUUUCAGAUUUCGACAAAAGAGCGGUUUGGAUUGGGACAUCAGCUGAAAAAAAUCAUGCAGACAUUUGUUUCUCAGCAGUGGAAACAGAGCAAAGAAAAGUCCAAUUGCCCGCAUGGUAAGAAGCUGUCAGAGAAGAAGGUGAAGUCUCCUCUGCAUUUGUUUUCUACCCUGCGCAGGUCGCCCAGCUAUCCUCCCCCUGGUUGUGGCAAAAGCAAAUCCAAACUGAAACCCGAACAAGACGGCAUCUCCAAAACACACAAGCUGCUGCGUAGGACUUGCUCCAGUACUGUCAAAGCCGAUGAUAUGUGUGCCAAGUCGCACAGGACCUUCGGGCGCUCGCUGUCCAGCGACCCCAGGGCUGAGCAGGCGAUGCCCACCAUUAAAUCGCACAAACUUUUGGGCCGGCCCUGCCCCGCAGCCGGCAAGCAGGAGGACUGCCUGACACUGAAAUCGCAUAAGUUAUUGACUCGAUCCUGUUCUGGAGACCCACGAUGUGAGCACAACACCAACUUGAAGCCCCACAAACUGCUAAGCAGGUCUUACUCCAGUAAUCUCAGAAUGGAAGAGUUAUAUGGGCUGAAAAAUCACAAAUUGCUCAGCAAGUCUUACUCCAGCGCCCCCAAGUCAUCGAAAACGGAGCAUUUCAAGGAACCCAACGCAGAGGGCAGGAGGCUCUCGCUUACCUCAGGGCUUAUUGGUAUUUUAACACCAUCGUCCUCUUCUUCCCAGCCUCCUACAAAUGGUGCAAAAUGCAUUCCAAUCCGAGACCGUGGCUUCCUGGUGCAGACCAUUGAGUUUGCUGAACAGCGGAUCCCUGUGCUGAAUGAAUACUGUGUGGUGUGCGAUGAACCACACGUGUUUCAAAAUGGCCCCAUGCUUAGGCCCACAGUAUGUGAGCGAGAGCUGUGUGUAUUUGCUUUUCAAACCCUGGGAGUGAUGAAUGAAGCCGCUGAUGAGAUAGCUACCGGAGCUCAGGUGGUAGAUCUGCUUGUGUCCAUGUGUAGAUCUGCGUUGGAAUCUCCUAGAAAAGUCGUCAUUUUUGAGCCAUAUCCUUCUGUGGUAGAUCCUAAUGACCCUCAGAUGUUAGCCUUCAACCCCAGGAAGAAGAACUAUGAUCGAGUAAUGAAAGCUCUGGACAGCAUAACUUCCAUCAGAGAAAUGACACAGGCACCCUAUCUGGAAAUCAAGAAGCAGAUGGAUAAACAGGACCCCCUUGCUCAUCCACUUCUGCAAUGGGUCAUCUCAAGUAAUAGGUCACAUAUUGUGAAACUGCCAGUCAACAGGCAACUGAAGUUCAUGCACACUCCACACCAGUUCCUCCUUCUCAGCAGUCCACCAGCCAAAGAGUCCAACUUCAGAGCUGCCAAGAAGCUCUUUGGGAGCACCUUUGCGUUUCAUGGCUCUCACAUUGAAAACUGGCACUCUAUCCUGAGGAAUGGUCUGGUCGUUGCCUCUAACACGCGUCUACAGCUCCACGGUGCAAUGUACGGAAGUGGGAUCUAUCUUAGCCCGAUGUCAAGCAUAUCGUUUGGUUACUCAGGGAUGAACAAGAAGCAGAAGGUGUCAAGCAAGGACGAGCCAGCUUCCAGUAGUAAAAGCAGCAAUGCAUCACAGUCUCAGAAAAAAGGACAGCAAUCCCAGUUCCUGCAGAGCCGUAACUUGAAAUGCAUCGCCUUGUGUGAAGUGAUCACAUCACCUGACCUGCACAAACAUGGAGAGAUAUGGGUUGUCCCAAACACGGAUCAUGUCUGUACACGAUUCUUUUUUGUCUAUGAAGAUGGCCAGGUGGGAGAUGCCAAUAUCAACACACAAGAAGGAGGUAUUCACAAAGAGAUACUGCGAGUGAUUGGUAAUCAGACUGCAACUGGUUAACGGACCACCACAUAACAGGAUUUGAAAGCCUUCCUCGGGUUCAAAGCUGGAUUUUGAACUGAAGAAGAUGACAAAAUAAUUUAUUGUUAUUAUAAACAAAAUUAACCCUUUGAAUACUGAUUUUUUUCUUUUCUUAGUAUUUCUAAAUAUUUCAUUAAAUGCCUAAAAUGGUAUAAGAUUUACCAAUUGUAGGGUUAUGAAAUCUAGUAAAUAAACAUUAUACAGCACUUAAGCUGAAGUUUGGGUUGCAUACACAAUAAACAGAUUGAAAAAACA
Molecule: messenger RNA, 3144 nt
Organism: Grammomys surdaster
Lineage: Eukaryota; Metazoa; Chordata; Mammalia; Rodentia; Muridae
Gene: Parp8
Product: poly(ADP-ribose) polymerase family member 8
Exons: 27
Coding region: 157-2868 (903 amino acids)
Biological process (GO): endoplasmic reticulum unfolded protein response
Cellular component (GO): intracellular anatomical structure; nuclear envelope; membrane
Molecular function (GO): kinase binding; NAD+ poly-ADP-ribosyltransferase activity; protein serine/threonine kinase activator activity
Source: RefSeq, a predicted model, not a curated record